Molecule: messenger RNA, 1905 nt
Organism: Lachancea lanzarotensis
Lineage: Eukaryota; Fungi; Ascomycota; Saccharomycetes; Saccharomycetales; Saccharomycetaceae
Gene: ORC3
Product: LALA0S06e02652g1_1
Exons: 1
Coding region: 1-1905 (634 amino acids)
Biological process (GO): DNA replication initiation; DNA replication
Cellular component (GO): nuclear origin of replication recognition complex; nuclear pre-replicative complex; DNA replication preinitiation complex
Molecular function (GO): DNA replication origin binding
Source: RefSeq, a predicted model, not a curated record
AUGAACUUGAACGAAUUUGCCGAAGCACAAAAACCCUAUAGUACUGUGCGUCCUCGGGUGAAGAAAAGAAAAAUCUCAUGCAGCAGAGGUAUAGAUCCUUUUGUAAAACUUCUGUCUGGGGAAGAGGCAAUUGAUAUGGUGAAUAAAAGAUGGCUUCUAUACCGCCAGCUUCAUUUUCAAUUUCACGCACAAGUUGACGAGAUAGUACAAAGAAUCGAGCAUGACAUGCGCCGUGAAAUUUCGCAUGUAUUAGACAAAGGGUCCAAGACCAGAUCAUCGCCUUCUUUCAAUUGCCUUUUUCUCAUGGGCUCUGACAGCACGACUAACAUAGAAUUGAUGGACGAGGAUGCUCAUACGUUGAAUGUUAUAAUAGACCUCACACCCAAAGAAUCGCCCAACGUACGAAUGAUGCUAAGGCGGUCCAUGUUCAGACUGUUGAGCGCAGCGGAGGCUUCACAAGUAGGAAAAGCCGUUGUCCAUACUAAAAGCGAAACUACCGAAGGCAUUAGUGUCAUCGAUAAUGAGCUUGACGGUGCGAACGUGGAGGUCUCUUACGACCUGUCUUUGGUGCAGAAUUUCAAGAAGGUGUUUAAAAAAAACCUCAAACUAAUAUUCAAUUUCAAAGACGUCGACUCUUUCAAUUCUCAGGUGCUAGACGAUUUCAUAAAUCUUCUAAAAUCAUCUCUCGAGCACGACUCUGUCGACAUUUGCUUAGUGCUGAAUAUCAAUACAAACCUGUCCAACAUUCAAAAAAACCUUAAGCAGUCCACAGUCCGAAUGUUAAAGAAAAACUUCACUGUUAUUGACCUCAGUCAUAAUAAGGGUUUCAAAUAUGCCAAUCAAACAUUUCAGAGUUUCUUGAAUACCGUCGAUGGAAAGUUGAAUCUGUCAUCUGACUUUGUCGGCUUCAUUCUUGAAAAGAUGGCAAAUAAUGCCACGCAUAACCUCCAGCUACUCACGAAAAUCUUAGAUUACUCCUUGAUGUCGUACUUUUUCCAAAAUCCUUUUUCAGUCUUUAUUGAUCCCACUAACGUCACGUAUUUCGAUGACAAUUACCUACCUUCACUUAUGAAGUGUCCAACAUUUAUGAACUUCGUCGACGGUAUGGUUCGAGACCAUGCACCCUCGGACGAAAUUAUAUCACUAUUGGAAAAUCGAAAGUCGAGUUUGAAAGAGUUCUUUGCUGAAUUCCUGAUCAGGGAAAAUCCAAUUAAUGGCCACUUGAAGCUUGUGGUCGAUGUGCUUGAGAAUCAAUUAGGGGUUUUCAACUACAACCUGAUUGAUCUAUACUACCAUAUGUUGACUGCCAAACUCCCCGAGUUUCUGGCGAAAUGGCCAGAGAGCAAAGAGUUUGAUGACAUUUUGAAGUUUGAGCCGGUCGAUAUAAUUUUCCAAGAGUUCUUUACGCUUGACAAUAGUAAAGAGCUAUUUUCACAGUCACUUUUUCCUUUUAUGCGCUCUAACCUCGAGGACAACCUUAUCAACUCUGAUAGGAUUCUGCCGCCAAUCGCAAAAAAGCGUCAGUACGGGGCGAAUCCCUUCGUUGAUGACUUUGAAAUGUCAAUAGACCUUCCUCUCUGCAAACUAUUCAGUUUGUACAGGGAAGCAAGCUCGCUCAUAAACUUGUACGACUUUUAUUGUGCUUUCAAAGAAACAGUUUCUAAGACAGUUCUACUGAACUAUGUGAAAAGCACAACUGAUUCUACAAACUCUACACUGAACAAGGAAGAGCGGUCCCAAGUCACAACUUUAGUAGAGAAACAAAGUGGAGAUGAAAUUGUUGAGAAGAUGAUUUUAGUUUGGUUUAUUCAGUCAGUAUCAGAGUUUCAACAAAUUGGCUUGCUGAAAGGCACUAAUAACAGCUCUUGUGAAGUUGUAGAGAAGUGUAUAUGGAGAGGAUUGUGA